This is a messenger RNA of Meloidogyne enterolobii, 502 nucleotides long. The record is from the annotation of a GenBank genome assembly. Lineage: Eukaryota; Metazoa; Nematoda; Chromadorea; Rhabditida; Meloidogynidae.
UUAUCCUUUUCUGGAAAAAAUAAUUUUGUUUUAUAAAAUUUUCAAUUUAUUUUUAAGCUCAUUUAAAACAAUCUACGGAGAAUUAAAUAUGCAGAUUUUUGUAAAGACUCUCACCGGAAAAACUAUUACUCUUGAGGUUGAGGCUUCUGAUACUAUUGAGAAUGUUAAGGCCAAAAUUCAAGAUAAAGAGGGUAUCCCGCCUGAUCAACAGCGUUUGAUUUUUGCCGGUAAGCAACUUGAGGAUGGACGAACCUUAGCUGAUUACAACAUCCAAAAGGAAUCUACACUUCACUUAGUUUUACGUCUUCGUGGUGGAAAGGUUCACGGUUCAUUGGCUCGUGCUGGAAAGGUUCGUGCUCAAACUCCAAAGGUCGAAAAGCAGGAACAUAAGAAAAAGAAGCGUGGCCGUGCUUUCCGUCGUAUUCAAUAUAACCGUCGCUUCACCAAUGUUGCUACUUCCGGGGCAGGACGCCGUCGUGGCCCUAACUCCAACGCUGCCUAA